AAGUAAUUUGGUGGAGAUGGACAACGCAUCCUGGCAGCAGCGCGCACAAAUUAAGGACGAUGAAAUCGAAGUCAAUGCAACGGGCAGGUUUAUUAAGGGUUUCGUCUGGCCAAACAUAUCGAUCGAGUUCUAUCUGGAUAUCAGCAUGGUCAUCUCCCAUAUACUGUUCAUCGCCAUUACCAUCGCCAUAUCGCGCAAGUGCUUGCUCCUGCAGCUGGCAAGGACGGCAAAGCACGCCUUCUAUUGUGCCGUGGCUCAGGUGCUGUGCGUGAGCGAGGCUAUGAUGAUCCGGAAUGCGCUGAUGCACACGACCUUUGGCCUGCUGGGUUGUUUACUUGGCUUCUUUGGCGUUGGUACCGAAGUCCUGAGGAAGCAGACUCACUUUCGCAGCAAACAUGGUCGCUUUGGUCUGGCCGGAUGUUUGCUGCUCUUCGGGAGUUUCUUCACUGGAAUGUGGCUGCUGUUGCAGCAGCUGCGCAAUGAGUUCAGCAUCAGCUUGCUGUUUGGGCAUCGGGUGUGCGGACUCUUUUGCUUCAUGGCCACAAUGGGCACGCUGAUGUUUAGCUACAACACAGGAUUCAUGCAUCACAAUUGGCAGAAUAAUCACAUUGCUGUAUUUAAGUGCUGCACACUGAUGGCAAUGUUAGGCGCCGUCUGCUACGAGUAUAGAUAUUUUGCGGCAAGUAUUGCGGCACUGAUACCCAAUCAAAUUCUCGACGCGAUUUCAGUUUAUGAACGGGAUCGUCAUCUGGGAUAGCGGGCCGAAUUUACAGACUAACCGUAUUGCGGCUUAUCAUCAUUGAAAAGUUAUUCUCAUUUUGCAUUCGAGCGAGUUGAAAUGGGAGUAAUGAUGUCAUGCUCGAAGUCGACGACUUUUACUGCAGUACAGUCAAGAGUUCCUCCAAUUCAGCUUAAAUACUCAAUUUUACAUGCCAUAAACUCAAAAGAACACAACAGUUUAUUAAGAGCU
Drosophila grimshawi is the source of this 970-nucleotide messenger RNA. RefSeq lists its product as uncharacterized. The record is from RefSeq and is a predicted model, not a curated record. The transcript has a single exon. Lineage: Eukaryota; Metazoa; Arthropoda; Insecta; Diptera; Drosophilidae. The coding region runs from base 17 to 757 and encodes 246 amino acids.